AUGAGUGUUUUACCAAAAGAUACUAUCAAAGUAAUUGCAGAAUGUGUCGGUAUUUCAAAUUUAAAUGAUGAGAUAGCAACUCAGUUAGCUUCCGAUGUAGAAUAUAGAAUAAGAGAAAUCGCUCAAGAAUCAAUUAAAUUUAUGAAACAUGCAAAGAGAGAAUAUUUGACAACAGAUGAUAUCAACAAUGCAUUGAAACUAAGAAAUAUAGAGGUGUUAUAUGGAUACGGUGCAAGUGAACCAUAUAAAUUCUCAAAGGUAUUGAGUCCUUCACAAGCAAUCUAUUUCGUUCACGACAAAGAGUUGCUCUUUCAAGAUAUCAUUGCACAACCACUGCCGAAAUGCCCGCGUGAACCAUCGUUGGCAGCACAUUGGCUGGCGCUCGAAGGUGUACAACCUCUAAUUCCACAGAAUCCACCACCACAAUCAAUGUUGGAUCCUUUCAACAACAAAAAGUUAAAGUUGGAUCCAUCGUCACAAUCUUCGGGUGGUUCAGGCGGCGUCGGAUCUGGCAGCGGUGGUGGUGUCGACUCUGGCGCAAGCGGUAACAACAACAGCAACAGCAACAACAACAACAACAACAACAACUCAGCAGCAGUAGUAACACCUGUUUCUACAUCGAUCGAAGCUGUUCGACGCGGUACUCGUCAGCUUGAAGACCGACUCUUCUCUACACCAACUGCUACCGUACUUUACCAACUUUAUAUCGUUGCAAGUCACACAGAAUCUCACGGAUCUGCCGUUGCUCAUGCGUCUCAUGCGUAUGUGCAAAGCGAUAUUGGAAUCGGAUCAUUUGCGUGCCGAGUUUUACCUGCACCAGAUGAUGCCGCCCAUCGUUACAUGUCUGAGCUGAACAAUCAUAGCAAUGUCGAUAAACAAUUUGAAGCAUCAAAAGUAUUCAAUUCAUUAACUGUUGCAGUUGGUAAUUAUCUAUCAUGGUUAACAGAAGGUGAGAAUAUAUUGACAGUAUUGGAUUUGGAGAAACAAAAGUCACCUGUAUCAUUUGAUAUUGAUUCAGUAUCGGCAAAUAUUCAAAAGAUAUACCCAGAACUAUUUGAAAUAUUUGGUGAAAAGUUAUCAGUAUAUUUAAAGAAAUCAUCCGAUUCAAUGGAUACUUCAAGUAUUGAUAACAACGGAAUGAUAUUGUAA
This is a messenger RNA of Heterostelium album PN500, 1149 nucleotides long. It is a transcript of the gene taf6, whose product is annotated as TATA-binding protein-associated-factor. Gene Ontology annotation, cellular component: SLIK (SAGA-like) complex; SAGA complex; transcription factor TFIID complex. Gene Ontology annotation, molecular function: protein heterodimerization activity; RNA polymerase II general transcription initiation factor activity; transcription coactivator activity. The coding region runs from base 1 to 1149 and encodes 382 amino acids. The record is from RefSeq and is a predicted model, not a curated record. The transcript is spliced from 5 exons. Lineage: Eukaryota; Evosea; Eumycetozoa; Acytosteliales; Acytosteliaceae. Gene Ontology annotation, biological process: transcription initiation at RNA polymerase II promoter; RNA polymerase II preinitiation complex assembly.